This is a messenger RNA of Drosophila biarmipes, 310 nucleotides long. RefSeq lists its product as uncharacterized. The transcript has 2 exons. The coding region runs from base 39 to 251 and encodes 70 amino acids. The record is from RefSeq and is a predicted model, not a curated record. NCBI's taxonomy places the organism in Eukaryota, Metazoa, Arthropoda, Insecta, Diptera, Drosophilidae.
UCUGGGGUAUAAAAGCAGUUGCGCUUCUGGGAGAAGUCAUGUUCAGAGUAUCUGUCGAGAUGAAGAUCUUCGCUGUUCUAUUUGCCGUGCUGGUCGUGGUCGUGAUGACUGCCAUUCCCGUCUUCGGAAAUGUGCUCCCUCAGUGUCCUCCCACCGAUGACGUAGCCCAAGGCGGUAGCUACCCAAUCACGGAAUUGAUGCGAAAUGGUCGAAGGCCACCUACUUACAAUACCGGAAGGAAUGGAAAGUAGAUUCGGGACGAAAAGCUUUGGAGUGGAAAUAAAAUGACAACUCUCUGACACCUUUAAAA